AUGGAGACCGAGGUGAAGCGGCGACUUGGUGCACAUGUGCAGCGCCGCGGUGACGGCUUCACGGAGGCGGAGUCCAUAGGAAUGCUGCAAUUGGUUCGCAAUCGUUGGCGUGAGGGAUGGGAUGUUAUUGCACAGCUCCACAACGCGCAGUUUGCCAAGCACAGCCGCUCGGCCGACUCGCUCAAGAAAAAAUUCUCGCGCCUGUAUCGCUCCACCAUUCCACCGCGCGGUGCCAAGAAUCACCAGGCCAUUACCUUUGCUCACGUUGUUCACAAGGAGAUGAUUGAGGGUGUACCACCCGCUCCUGGUGGCGUGCCGAGCCGCACGCAGGACGGAGCUGAUGAGACGGAGCACAGCUGGGUCGACACAGCCGAGGUACCGACUGCUGCUACGUCGUCUCCAGCACCGGUGUCUGUCCCAGCUACUGUGGCUACGCCGCCUACAGCCGCUUCAGCUCCUCGUCCACGCGCGCGGAUGCCGCGGCCGACGACUGAGUGGCAGCAUCCGGCGGUUUUCCCGGCGGACGCAACACCAUUGCCCACCGACGAUUUGCUGACGUCGGUACUCAAGGUGAUUCUCCGCUCCCAAUACCAGCGUGACCUGGACAGAGAAGAGGAACGACAACGUCGGGAUGAAGAACGGCAACGUCGCAGGGAAGAGGCCGAGCAGCGGAGACAGGAGGAGGACCGUCGACGUGAUGAAGAGCGGGAAGAGAGACGUCGCCGCAGUGAAGAACGCACUGAAGAGCGUGCCGAAAACCGCCGCAGGCAUGAGCAGUUUAUGCAGAUGAUGACUCUGCUCGUGAGCAAGAACAGCGCCUCCUCCCAGCGAGACGCUGAGUGUUGA
Messenger RNA from Phytophthora infestans T30-4, 846 nucleotides. RefSeq lists its product as uncharacterized. The record is from RefSeq and is a predicted model, not a curated record. NCBI's taxonomy places the organism in Eukaryota, Oomycota, Peronosporomycetes, Peronosporales, Peronosporaceae. The transcript has 2 exons. Bases 1 to 846 code for a protein of 281 amino acids.